Molecule: messenger RNA, 1179 nt
Organism: Lolium rigidum
Lineage: Eukaryota; Viridiplantae; Streptophyta; Magnoliopsida; Poales; Poaceae
Product: COP9 signalosome complex subunit 7-like
Exons: 9
Coding region: 111-857 (248 amino acids)
Cellular component (GO): COP9 signalosome
Source: RefSeq, a predicted model, not a curated record
AACAAUACAACAGCAGGGAGGCGAAGCGAAACCAACCGCAGGACAGACAGACAGACAGACGGAGAUCCCCGGAACCCUAACCCUACUAGCCCCUCCCGUCGCCGGCUGCGAUGGCGAUGGACGCGGAGCGGCGGCAGGCGGAGCUGAUCGGCCAGUUCUCCGCGCAGGCGGCGGCGCUCUCCUCGGCUCCCCAGCUGGCGGCGCUCGUGCUCGAGGCCACCUCCCACCCGGCGCUCUUCGCCUUCUCCGAGCUCCUCACCCUCCCCGCCCUCUCCAAGCUCGCUGGCACGCAGUACGCCUCUUCUCUGGACCUGCUCCGCCUCUUCGCCUAUGGCACCCUCAAGGACUACAAGAGUAAUUCUACCACCCUCCCUGCAUUGUUGCCUGAGCAAGCCAGGAAGCUGAAGCAACUCAGUGUGCUAACCUUGGCCGAGUCAACCAAGGUACUACCAUAUGAUCAGCUCAUGCAAGAGUUGGAUGUUUCCAAUGUAAGAGAACUUGAAGAUUUCCUCAUCAAUGAAUGCAUGUACUCGGGUAUUGUCAAAGGCAAAUUGGAUCAGCUGCGGCGGUGCUUUGAGGUGCAAUUUGCAGCUGGAAGGGACCUUACACCUGGUCAGCUAAACAACAUGAUAGAAACCUUGUCGGACUGGUUGGGAACAUCAGAUAGUUUACUACACCAAAUUCAGGAGAAAAUCAAGUGGGCUGACACAACGAGUGAAUUGAACAAGAAACACCAGAAAGAAUUUGAAGACAGAGUGGAAGAAGCCAAAAAGUCAAUCAAGAAGUUGAACAAUGUAAGCAGGCAGACAUUGACUUACGGGGGCAUGACGACUUUCUCUCAGAAUCUGGAGGAAUGAUGGAUUUUGAAGAGGACCGCAUCCGACCAAAAAGGAGGCGACAACCAAUGGCAUAGUUUCACUGAAGUUUUCACCCAUGUCCCUGCUUGCAGAAGUGCGGAUGCUGUUCUUUGAGACAUUUUGUCACCGGAGUUUAGGAGCGUCAAUUAGGGUGCUUCCCUUGAAGCGAGUCUCUGUUGAGAAAACGCUCGUUUUUGGUAUGAGAUGUUACAAGGAGAUGAUUUACCGCCACAUUUAUUUAGUAGCACAAAAGGCAGGUGGGUGACUUAACACUGUAAAGAUUAUGAUCCUUAAAAUUAUUAUUUGGUGACUUACUCGCUCA